Candidula unifasciata is the source of this 283-nucleotide messenger RNA. The record is from the annotation of a GenBank genome assembly. NCBI's taxonomy places the organism in Eukaryota, Metazoa, Mollusca, Gastropoda, Stylommatophora, Geomitridae.
AUGACUGUACAGGUUGGAGACUAUGUAAAAGCAUCUUUUGACUUCUCUAGCGAUGAAGUCUCGGACUUAUCUCUUAGUUAUGGUGAUUUAGUAAGAAUCACAGAUAUUCUGGAUACAAAUUGGGCAUCUGGUGAAAAGAUUGGAUUGAAUUGUCAGUCUGGAAAUUUCCCUUUGGCUUAUGUUGAACGUGUAACAAUACCCUCGACACAUGUUGGCCAGAAAAUAUUCCUGGCUCUUCAGGACUUCCCAGCUGAGCAGAAUGAUGACCUAGAAAUUAAGAAGG